AUGUCUCACGAAUUCCAUCUUGGCGUUCGUGAUUCUACCUCACGGAACAAUCUAUAUCCAUCAGAAAGACCAACACGUGCUCUUAUUCAGCGUGAGAAACGAAGAAAUAAUAGAGCGGCCUGUGGAGGCUCACAGGAUUGUUUUGGUGAUGAUUUCAUGAUUUUCAUUUGUACUGUAAAAGGGAUAUUGAGCCACGAGGCAAAGAUGUAG
Molecule: messenger RNA, 210 nt
Organism: Sclerotinia sclerotiorum 1980 UF-70
Lineage: Eukaryota; Fungi; Ascomycota; Leotiomycetes; Helotiales; Sclerotiniaceae
Exons: 2
Coding region: 1-210 (69 amino acids)
Source: RefSeq, a predicted model, not a curated record